GCAUGCUAAGGUGGGAUUUGAUUCAGGAGCAGAAUGCAGUUGCUGAUAAAUCAUUAUGAGGAAUACCUAUAGGCGCCUGGGUGGUAUAACCGGUUGCGAGGGGCGGGCCGGGAGGUAUAUAUUAAGGGUCCGUCUCCAGCCCAGCUCCCUAUUAUCCUCAUAGUUCUGUCUAAGUUAGCGAAACGUCCCAACAUCCGCUGUUAAAAUCACGAACGAUGCCGCCCCCAAGAGGCUCAUACAACCCCAUAGAGGGCCCCGGUGACUACGAUACGACUACCGUGGUGCACGACGACAGCUACCCCGCUAUCGACCCUCUCAAGGCCAACUUCCAUGGAAAGGCAGUGCUGGUCACCGGCGCCAGCAGGGGCUUGGGCAGGGCGAUGAGCGUCUCGUUCGCCAAGGCCGGCGCGUCGAUGAUCGCCAUCGCCGCGCGGGGCGACCUCUCUACGACCGCCGAGGUGGUCAAGGCGGAGGCGGCCAAGGCGGGGAGGCCGGAGCCGAAGGUUCUGCCCCUCCAGUUCGACGUGUCCGACAUCAAAGGCGCCGAGCAAGCCGCCGCCAAGGUCAAGGAGGUCUUCGGUCGCAUGGACAUCGUGAUCAACAACGCCGGCGUCCUCGGCCAAGGCCUGGUCGCGGACACGGACCCCGAAGAGUGGUGGAAGAUUUGGCGGAUCAACCUCUUCGGCCCCUACCUGGUCGCGCGCGCCUUCAUCCCCUUGCUGCUCGAGGGGGGCGAGAAGACCAUCGUCAACGUGAGCAGCGUCGGGGCGCACUGCAUCGUGCCGGGGAUGAGCGCGUACCAGACUGCCAAGCUGGCGGUGCUGCGGCUUUCCGAAUUCAUCUCGGCCGAGUACGGCGACAAGGGCCUGCUGACAUACAACAUACACCCGGGCAACAUCAAGACGGAUCUGGUCGGGGGCGCGGCGUUGGAUGCUGAGUUCCUGAAAGUAUUUACCGAGACAGCUCAGCUCAGCGGAGACUCGCUAGUCUACCUGACAUCCGAGAAGCGGGAUUGGCUGGCCGGCCGAUAUAUCAACGUUACAUGGGAUCUGCCGGAGCUCGUGGCCAUGAAGGAGGACAUCGUGGAGAAGGACAAGCUCAAAGUGCGAAUAGUUCUGUAGACCGUCGUUCCAAGCCAUCCAGCCGUUUCUGGUGCUACUCCACGGCAAUCCCAUAUAUACCUACCACACCUACCUUAAUAAAAUCGCGUUUUCGUCGUACUAGGCACCUAUCCAGAAGCGGUUAAAACCAUCGUUCCCGCUCGACUUUUUCCUCUCCGUGUCGAUAGUUUGUAACCCGGGUACCUUUCCAAGAGUUCU
This is a messenger RNA of Durotheca rogersii, 1319 nucleotides long. RefSeq names its product NAD(P)-binding protein. The coding region runs from base 216 to 1121 and encodes 301 amino acids. The record is from RefSeq and is a predicted model, not a curated record. Gene Ontology annotation, cellular component: membrane. The transcript has 3 exons. Lineage: Eukaryota; Fungi; Ascomycota; Sordariomycetes; Xylariales; Xylariaceae.